Acytostelium subglobosum LB1 is the source of this 933-nucleotide messenger RNA. RefSeq lists its product as hypothetical. Lineage: Eukaryota; Evosea; Eumycetozoa; Acytosteliales; Acytosteliaceae. Bases 1 to 933 code for a protein of 310 amino acids. The transcript is spliced from 2 exons. The record is from RefSeq and is a predicted model, not a curated record.
AUGAUACAAGCAAACCUCUUGUUGAGGUACAAGAGGAAACCUAUGAUAUUGUUAUUAUCAAAGGGAUCAAAAGGAGCAGUACCAGACAAUUCAUUAGACUUGACAGAUGCAGCUGUGGAGCAUAGUGGCAUCAUCAAGUUUGCAAUGUCAAUCACUACUAAAGAUACAAAGACUAUCUAUCUGUCGGGUCAGACGGCACAAGAGUCGUCAGAGUGGGUGUCUGCACUUAAGGAGGCAACAGGUAGAUCACAACGACCAGUGAUCACACCAAUGCCCUCAACCACAACCAUAAACAACGUCAUUGAAAAGACAACAACGCCGACACGUCCAUCAUACUUUGUGCCAGUGGUCGACCAGUCACCACCCGCUCCACAAUACGCCAAGAAUGGUAGUAACAUCAUCUAUCCAUUCAACCCUGUUUCUGCUCCAAACGGUGCCAAUCCACCAAUGACAUACGGUCAGCCACCACCUCCACAGCCAUACAUCCAUCAUGGUCAGACACAGUACAAGAACCCUGCACCAGUGCAGACACAUCAUAUGGCUCAGCCACAACAGCCAAUGGCAUCACAUUUUGCAUACAAUGGUGUCUUUGGGCCAUCAUAUUAUCAACAACAGCCACAACAACAACAGCAACAUGGACAACAACAACAAUAUUAUCCACAGCAUCCACAACAACAACAACAACAACAACCAACAUACCAACAACCUCCUCCACCACCUGCCAGACCACUCUCAAAUGGAACACUUCAGCAUUCACACUCAUAUCCAAGCGAAUACUCUCAAGAUCCACAACAACAACAAUAUGAUCAAGGACAACAGCAGUCACUGGCCAAUAUGCAUUCGACAUCAUUUAACGAACCAUACUCGAAGCCUUCAGAGAGUCAAUACGCAGACUUUACCAAGUACUUCUCUCUAAGCUCUCAGCGACUCUAG